Messenger RNA from Pochonia chlamydosporia 170, 270 nucleotides. Its product is annotated as ubiquinol-cytochrome-c reductase complex subunit (QCR10) domain-containing protein. NCBI's taxonomy places the organism in Eukaryota, Fungi, Ascomycota, Sordariomycetes, Hypocreales, Clavicipitaceae. Gene Ontology annotation, biological process: mitochondrial electron transport, ubiquinol to cytochrome c. The record is from RefSeq and is a predicted model, not a curated record. The transcript has 6 exons. The coding region runs from base 1 to 270 and encodes 89 amino acids.
AUGGUCUACUCUACUCCUGUCCGCGCUGCGGCAUUCAAGAGCGCCUACGGCCCCAAGUACCAGUUCCAACCUAACCUCAAUGGAUGGAACAAGACCACUCUCUUCCGAGCGAGCGUGAGAUCUGCCUCUUUCGGUGGUGCCGCCGUUGUCGGUGCCCUCCUCUACGUUUCCGGCAUUCCUCGCGUCCAGCAGGACGUUCUCCAGAAAAUCCCCUUCGUUGGCCGUUACUUCGUUCAGCCCGAAGUCCACCCUCAGGACAACCCCUUCUAA